Messenger RNA from Heterotrigona itama, 1846 nucleotides. Lineage: Eukaryota; Metazoa; Arthropoda; Insecta; Hymenoptera; Apidae. The record is from the annotation of a GenBank genome assembly.
AUGUCAUCUAAAAUUUGGAUUUGGAAAAACGUUCCCGGUAUUACUGGUCGAUAUAACGAUAUAAUUUAUUCACGUCCUGUAUUACCUUCAAAUCAUGAUGUUCUUGUAUAUUUUGGGGGUGAUAUUCAGGACAUUCAAGAAAACAUGGAACGUACAGAUAGUAAACAAUAUGUAGAAUGGAGUUUAGAAAAUACAGCUAAAAUACUUACUACAAACUUUCCUAAAAAACAUAUCCUUCUGAUUCGACCAUCUAGGAUAUUAGGAACAUUAAGCUGUUUUGAUAAUUUUGUACCGUCAAAAGAAUAUGGUAUACCGUUGUUUUGCCCAACACAUAAUGCUCUGAAACAUUUACAAGAAUUAAUUAAAUCUUCUUUAAAGCAAAUUAAAACCUAUAGUACGGAUAAGGAACUUGCUUUUUUGAAUAUUGAAGGAAUAAGGUUAACAUUAAUUGGCUUUAGUAAAGGUUGUGUUGUUUUAAACCAAUUACUCCAUGAGUUUCAUUAUUACCAAAAUAAAUUACAACCUGAUAUUGAAAUUAAUAAUUUCAUACAUCUCAUUAAAAGCAUGUGGUGGUUGGAUGGUGGUCAUGCAGGUUGGAAGAAUACAUGGAUUGUGGAAAAAUCUAUACUAGAAUCUUUUGCAAAAUUAAGAAUAGAUGUCAAUGUUCAUGUUACAUCAUAUCAAAUUCAAGAUCAUCAUCGUCCAUGGAUUGGUAAAGAAGAAAGCUCUUUCUGUAAUAUUUUACAAAGUAUGAAAAUUCCUAUAAAACGAACUUUACACUUCGCAGAUAAGGCAAGAAGUUUGCAAAAUCAUUUUAAUGUACUUAAAAUUAUUGGAAGUUGCACACAAUAAUGUUACAUAUUUUAUUUACAAUGUUAACAUAAGAUGAAAAAUGAUGAAAUUUCUAAUGUUUCAUUAAUUAGUUAAUGAUACGAAAAUAUAUAGACUUCUUAAAUACAAUAUCACAUUUCAUAGAAGAUUUGUUCACAGUAGAACUUCUAUUAUUCGAAUUAAGUAUAAAAUCUUAAUUUUGUAUUUCCAUGUAUAAUUUAAAAAUAAUAUAUUCACACAAGGAAUGAUAUAUUUAUAUAAAAAAUAAAUAUUGAUAAUAGAGGUUCAACUAUAUACUUCAUACAGUAUUAUUUUCACAUAAUAAAUUAAUAUGUACAUAAAAACAUUUUAUAAUUAACUUUGUAGCAUAUUCUUAAUACCUCAAUAGUAAUGUAACAAUGUAAUAUCUCAAUAACUUAAGUUGUAUCGUAAUUCAAUUUUUGCAGCUUUAUAGUAGCUUAAGGUGCAUAAUUUCUUUAAUUGUAUAAUAUAAAUAAUAUAAAUUUUAAAAAGUAAUUUUGAUAUAGUGUAAAAUUUUAUCUACAAUAUACAAAUAUUUACUUGUACAGUUUAAUCCAUACAAAAUGAUGAUAUUUCUUUGAAUAUUACUAGCAUCUAUUUGGACAUUUUGUACGAUAGUAAGUUAUACUUCCAGAUUCUGAAACAAUUUGUCAUUAAAUAAUAAGGGUAAACAACUUGUUAUUAAAUAAUAAAAUUCAUUAAGUUUUCUGUAAUAAAAACAUUUACCAUUAUUUAAAUGUGAUAAUUUAACUUCAGCCCAUUCAUCAGAUCCAUCACAACAAUCACAGUAUCCAUCGUUAACCUUAUAAGAUGGUAUUUUGACUAUUUGAAAACAAUUAAAAUGUUAUUAAAAGAAAAAUAAAUAUACAUGAUAAAAUGUAAAUUAUUAAAUAUACCUAUAGACUGUAAAGAUGGAAGUUCACAAUUGAAAACACCAUUGUUACAUGCAUUGGUACCAGGUUCAUCACUACCAUCCAAAGGACAAUCACAAUAA